This is a messenger RNA of Acanthosepion pharaonis, 507 nucleotides long. Lineage: Eukaryota; Metazoa; Mollusca; Cephalopoda; Sepiida; Sepiidae. The record is from the annotation of a GenBank genome assembly.
AUGCUGCUUUUAUCUAUCUAUCUAUCUAUCUAUCUAUCUAUCUAUCUAUCUAUCUAUCUAUCUAUCUAUUUGACACCUAGAUUUUCUAUCUAUCUAUCUAUCUAUCUAUCUAUCUAUCUAUCUAUCUAUCUAUCUAUCUAUCUAUCUAUCUAUCUGUCUAUGUUUUGGAUUCAUGCAGCCCAAGCAUUGUACUCAAUCGGAUUUGCAUGUGGCCUCAUUAGUUUGAUGAUCGCUACAGUGGCACUCUGCUGUAACUGUAAUAGCAACGCACACAAGGCAGUUGCCGUUUUGCUUAUGAUUGCAGUCCUGUGUAUGGGAGUCUGUCUUAUUAUUUAUGGCAUCCAGAUGAAUAAGCAGUAUAAAGCUGGCCUAACCUGGAGGGAGGAGUCUCGCGCCAAGAUUUGUUGGUCAUUCUGGCUGGGGAUCGGCGCAUGUGCAGUAACUUUCCUCACGUCUAUUAUCUACGCAUGUGAGGGCCGUUUUCACCAAUACGACACAGAUUACUGA